AUGUUGUUUAUAACUUUGGUGAGUCUCUUUGGUUUUAUUUUAACAACUAAAAGUUCUGAUCUACAAGAAUAUGUUGAUCUAAUUGAUAUUAAUAAUGACGGAAAAUUAUUCAGUGAUGAAUUGUUACUUUUUUUUAAUAAAUUCUAUGAAGAAAACCAAAAUGAGCAAUCCAUAUCAUCAUUAAAUUCAAUCAAAAAACAAAAAGAUAUUCUAUAUAAUGUUAUUAAAAGAUAUAAUGACAAUUCUUCUGCUAACUAUUUAACUAUUUUGGAUUUUAGACGCCUAUUUUUUGAUUUAUAUAGUCUACAAUAUCAAAUACCAACAUUUCUAUUGAAUCGUUUCGAACCUGAACAAGUACAUUUAUCUUACACACAUAAUGUUUUUACUGAAAUGUAUAUUUCAUUUGUUACACAUGAACGACCAUCAUCAAAUCUUCGUCCGAUAGUAAAAUAUUGUGACAAUGGAUGUAUCGCUAUUGGUGAUACUACAACAUACAAUGUAGAUAAUUGGCAUUAUUGGAUUCAUUUUAUCUACAUUAAAGGUUUAGAAUCAGGUGUUAAAUAUAAUUAUAAACUCGGUUUUAUUGAUUCAGAUAAUGUUACAAUUAAACAUUUAUUUUCAAAUGUAAUAUGGACAUUUAAAACAAUGGCUCAAGUUGAAAAACAAGAAAAAGAAAUUGUUUAUAUUUAUGGUGAUAUGGGAACAAUAAUGCCAUUAGGUUUUGAUGUUAUGAAAUCAAUUGUUGAAGAUUUUAGUAGAAAUAAAAAUGAACAAGCAAAUUAUGUUGUUCAUGUUGGUGACAUAGCAUAUGCUGGAACAGGACAUGAAGUGGAAAUUCAAACUAUAUGGGAUUUAUUUAUGAAUCAAAUAUCUCCUAUAGCAAGUCAAAUUCCAUAUAUGACAGCAACUGGUAAUCAUGAAAAAUAUAAUAAUUAUACAAGUUAUAAAACAAGAUUCUUUAUGCCAUCAAAAACGAAUCCAACUUCAUUCGAAACUGAUGGAAAUUUUUAUUUUAGUCUAGAAACGAAUUUAGUUCAAUGGAUUUUUAUAUCAACUGAACAUGAUUAUACUAGUGGUUCUCUACAAAGAAAAUUUCUUGAAAAUAUUCUUCAACAAUAUGAACAAAAAUGGCAUAUGAAAGAAAGACCAUGGCUUAUUUUAGUUGGACAUCGACCUAUGUAUUCAUCCGAUCAAUCAACUGAUUCAGGUAAAUUACAAUCAGAACUUGAACCAUUAAUUAUUAAGUAUGGUGUCGAUCUUGCUGUUUGGGGACAUAUGCAUUGUUAUGAAAGAACAACACCAGUUAAAUAUAAUAAUUUUACAGAUAAAGAUCAUUUUUCAUCGGAUGGUAAAAUUUAUAAACAUAAUGCAACAGAAUUUGAUCAAACAAGUCCAAUUCAUUUAACGAUUGGAACAGCUGGAGCAUUGAUUCAUGAAAAUUGGAUACCAAAACCUGAAUGGUCGCAAACAAGAUAUCAAAAAUAUGGUUUUGGAAAACUUUUUAUUCAUAAUAAAACACAUUUGGAAUUCAAAUCAAUUUUAACUAAUAAAAUUUCUUCGAAUGAAGAAGAUUAUUUUAUGAUUAUUCGACAAUUUUAA
Rotaria sp. Silwood1 is the source of this 1599-nucleotide messenger RNA. NCBI's taxonomy places the organism in Eukaryota, Metazoa, Rotifera, Eurotatoria, Philodinida, Philodinidae. The record is from the annotation of a GenBank genome assembly.